GCCUGCUCUGUCAAUCCCAUUCCAAUUCUGUCCUCGAAAAAGGAUGGGGGAAGUAUUUCUAAGGUUGUUAACCGUUACUCCAGCCACUCUUCGCAAGAACUGGCACAUGCUAACGAUUUAGUAGGAUCAGUAAUGGGACGGGGGCUUUAUCACCUACGCCACCUCUCUCUUCCCCAUUAAUCCUCACUCCCAGACGCAUUUAAGUUAUUAAGCUUCUCCUGUUCUUCAUACUCAUACUCUCCAAUCUCAUUCAGAUUUUGCAGAAGCAUAUGAGGCUCCAUUAAAUUGAAUCGACGAGUUCUGUGGCUUAGGUUUCAGAUUUCGGUGCUUCCGGAGUUCACUCGCUUCGAUUUCCGAUCCGGAUUCAGAGUCCAUGGCCGAAUCAGUGAGAUAAUAUUUGAUUUCAUAUUUCUACACACUCAGUGACUCAGCUGGUCUUCGUCGCUCAUAGUUUCGCUCCAGCGAGACGGGUUUUAUCGGCAUCCACGCGUCUUUCCCUGUAAAAGAUAUCCCUUUAGACUGCCGCACUUAAUCCCAUCGGCAGACCACUCUGAAACUGAAGCGGGAGAUACUGAACAGUGAAUACUUGGGAAUCGGCAAACGGCUAGUCGGCGAAAGCUUAGCAAUCUUCCCACUCCGCAACGACGGUCGACGGCAGGAAGGGCAAAGGCAGUCCGAGUCCGACUUGGAGUUUGGGACUUGUAGCGAACGGCCAGACGCGAGGGAAGAGACUGGUAUAGGCAUUUCGGCAUUCUCCAGUCCAGAUUUGCUUCCUACGGUAUCGGCAGCCGUAGAGUCCGUGCUUCCUAAGUGGCGACUCCCUGUUCAGCAGAUGAAUGUUGUUAUAGUGAUUAAUAAAUAAUGUGGAAGCUCAAGACAGCAGAAGGAGGUAGCCCAUGGCUGCGGACUCUGAACAGCCACGCCGGCCGUCAGACUUGGGACUUCGAUCCGAACCUCGGCACUCCCGAAGAAUUGGAGGAGAUCGAAAAGUUCCGUGAGAAUUUUCGCAAGAACAGAUUCCAACAGAAACACAGUUGGGAUCUUCUAAUGCGUUAUCAGUUUGCUAAGGAGAACCCGGUAAGCACACUGUUACCUCAAGUAACAGUAAAGGACAAUGAAGAUAUUACAAGAGAUAAAGUAACUACAACCCUGAAAAGGGCAGUAACUUUUCAUUCGAGCAUACAAGCUCAAGAUGGUCAUUGGCCAGGAGACUAUGGAGGUCCAAUGUUUUUAAUGCCUGGUUUGGUAAUUGCUCUUUCUGUUACUGGGGCAUUGAAUACGGUGUUAUCAAAAGAGCAUAGACGUGAGAUGUGCCGUUAUCUUUACAAUCACCAGAAUAGUGAUGGUGGCUGGGGUUUGCAUAUUGAAAGCCAUAGUACCAUGUUGGGUUCUGUUUUAAGCUAUGUUACCUUAAGACUCCUUGGGGAGGGAGCUAAUGAUGGAGGUGGGGCAAUGGAGAAGGGCCAGAAAUGGAUUCUAGAUCAUGGUGGUGCCACAUAUAUAACAUCGUGGGGAAAAAUGUGGCUCUCAGUGCUUGGCGUAUUUGAAUGGUCAGGAAAUAACCCUCUUCCUCCAGAAAUAUGGCUUCUUCCGUAUUUUAUUCCAAUCCACCCAGGAAGAAUGUGGUGCCACUGCCGGAUGGUUUAUCUGCCUAUGUCCUACUUGUAUGGGAAAAGGUUUGUCGGUCCAAUUACGCCAAUAGUUUUAUCUUUGAGGAAGGAGCUAUUCACUGUCAUGUAUCAUGAAAUCAACUGGGACCAGGCACGGAACCAAUGCGCAAAGGAAGAUCUUUUUUACCCUCACCCUCUAGCACAGGACAUACUUUGGGCUGCACUUCAUAAGCUUGUUGAACCUGUUUUGAUGUGUUGGCCUGGUAAAAAGUUGAGAGAUAAAGCUCUUCGAACUGUUAUGGAACACAUACAUUAUGAAGAUGAAAACACUAGAUACAUAUGCAUUGGCCCUGUGAACAAGGUGUUAAAUAUGCUUUGCUGUUGGGUUGAAGAUCCCGAGUCAGAAGCUUUCAAACUGCAUCUUCCAAGACUUUCUGAUUACAUUUGGGUUGCAGAAGAUGGCAUGAAAAUGCAGGGAUAUAAUGGCAGCCAAUUGUGGGACGCUGCAUUUGCUGUUCAAGCAAUCAUAUCUACAGACCUUGUUAAUGAAUAUGGUAAAACUUUGAGAAAAGCGCAUGAAUACAUUAAGAACUCCCAGGUAUUAGAUGACUGCCCAGGAAAUCUCAGUAGCUGGUAUCGUCAUAUCUCAAAAGGUGCUUGGCCUUUCUCAACUGCAGACCAUGGAUGGCCCAUAUCAGAUUGUACUGCAGAGGGAUUGAAAGCAUCUUUGGCGUUAUCUAAGUUACCUCUAGAAGUUGUUGGGGAGCCAUUAGACACCAAGGGUUUGUUUGAUGCUGUAAACGUUAUACUCUCAUUACAGAAUCCAGAUGGUGGCUAUGCGACCUAUGAACUGACAAGAUCGUAUCCAUGGUUAGAGUUAAUCAACCCUGCUGAGACUUUUGGUGAUAUUGUCAUUGAUUACCCUUAUGUUGAGUGUACUUCAGCUUCGAUUCAAGCGUUGACAGCAUUUAAGAAAUUGUACCCUGGGCAUAGAAGAGAAGAAUUGGAACAUUCAAUUGAAAAAUCUGCAAAGUUCAUUGAGAAGAUUCAAAAACCAGAUGGCUCAUGGUAUGGCUCUUGGGGUGUUUGCUUCACUUAUGGCACAUGGUUUGGGGUAUUGGGCCUCGUGGCUGCUGGAAGGAACUUUAGCAAUUCUUCCAGCAUUCGCAAGGCUUGUGAUUUUCUGAUGUCAAAACAACUUCCUUCUGGUGGCUGGGGGGAGAGUUAUCUAUCUAGUAGUACAGGGGUUUAUACAAAUAUUCAAGGCAACAGAUCUCAUGUAGUACAUACAGCGUGGGCUAUGUUGGCCCUAAUUGCUGCUGGGCAGGCUGAGAGGGAUUUGACUCGGUUACAUCGUGCUGCUAAAGUAUUAAUAAAUUCUCAGUUGGAAAAUGGAGAUUUUCCUCAACAGGAAAUAGUAGGAGUCUUCAACAAGAACUGCAUGAUAUCAUAUUCUGCCUAUAAGAACAUAUUCCCAAUAUGGGCAUUGGGAGAAUACUGCAAUAAGAUCCUGAAAGCCGGGGCCAGCCGUGAGUGAAAGAAGAGUUCCCAGUUUAUGCCACCUCCAUUUGUUUAUUUUUUUACCUUGCUCCAGUAACUUUUUUGUUUUCCGUACUAUGUUGAUUUUCCGCAAUGUUUUCCGUACUACAUGAGAUUUUCCGCAAUUUUUUUUACCUUUCUUUCCGUCUUUCCGUCUUUCUGUCUUUCCGUCUUUCCUUCUUUCCUUCUUUGAGUUCUUUCCUUCUUUCCGCAAUGUUUUCACUCUUGUUACUUGUGGUUUUAUCUAGUUACUACCUCCGUCUCACAUUACUCAGGGCACUUGUUGAUUUUGACAAGGUGUUUUAUGAGAACCGUUUCUGUAAAUAAAGGAAUCCGGUCCGGCCCCAAACAAUACCGUACCUGGAUGGACUGCCAGACCGGGUCCACCCUUAGGACUAAGUAUAUUUUAUUACUUGAAUAUGACUUUAGUUCUAUUAAAAGAAUAUGUUAAAUUAGACCAAUUAUCACUUCCCAAAAUAGAGUGAAUGUUAAUAUUUUGAGAAUAAAAU
Cuscuta epithymum is the source of this 3658-nucleotide messenger RNA. The record is from the annotation of a GenBank genome assembly. Lineage: Eukaryota; Viridiplantae; Streptophyta; Magnoliopsida; Solanales; Convolvulaceae.